CAAUUUUGUUUUCAUAAUUUUAAUUCAAUCCUCAAGUGUGUCAAUCUAAUAAAAUUGAACGAUCACUAUUUAAUGUUUUGAAAUGAUCGUUAUUAGUAUAUAGAUAUGCCGGUUUCAUUAGGAAACACUAAAAAAUUAUUUAUCAAACAUGUCAACGUCAUUUUUUAAAAAAUAUAAAGUUGUUGAAAAAAUUGGAGAAGGUUCAUUUUCCGAAGUACUAAAAUGCCAAGACAGAGCAACAGGCAUUUAUUAUGCUGGAAAAAAAUUAAAAAAGAUAUUUACAUCGAUGAAUGAAAUGCUUGAAAGUCCUGAAGUCAUAGUAAUGAGAAAAAUUACCCGACAUCCAAACAUUCUACACAUGAUCGAGUCACACUACAAUCCUAUGACUGGUAAAGUAAUCUUAAUUUUUGAAUUAAUGGACAUGAGUCUGUACGACCUGAUAAAAAGCCGGAAGAGUCGAGUCAUGUCUGAACAGAAAAUCAGAUUUUAUUUAUAUCAGUUACUAAAAGGGUUGGAGCACUUGCACAAAAAUGGUAUUUUUCAUCGCGACAUAAAGCCUGAAAAUAUUCUCGUGAAGGGCGACCUGGUGAAGCUCGGAGAUCUAGGUUCCAUUCGUGGAAUCUACAGUAAACCACCAUACACUGAGUACAUAUCCACCAGAUGGUACAGAUCACCAGAAUGUCUGCUGACAAAUGGAUUUUACGGUCCCAAAAUGGAUGUCUGGGCCAUUGGUUGCGUUUUCUACGAGUUGCUGUCAUUGAAACCUUUGUUUCCUGGAUCAAAUGAAAUCGAUCAAAUUGCUAAGAUCCAUGCGGUCUUGGGGACACCCCAUGCUCGAAUCAUAGCUAAAUUUCGUCGAUUAAAUAAAUCCAGGGAUAGCGAGUACUCUUUUCCCAAUAAAGGAACCGGGUCAGGAUUCACGAGUUUGCUGCCUCAUGUCUCGGAAACAGGGAAAGAACUUUUGAGACUGAUGCUUAUUUAUGAUCCUGAAAAUCGAAGUAAUGUCAAACGAUUAUUAGAACAUAGAUACUUUAAUAAUUUAAAAGAAUGUGAUACACCAAGACAAGCAAGCAGCUUCACAUUGCCAUCAGUAGACUCUUGUCAGUGGCGCAAUUCCGUUCUCAGCUACAUUACAUCAGAAAAACGUCGUCGUUUUAAACCACUAAGCACUAGACGGCCGAAAGUGCCCGAAGAUUUUUCAUCUAGAGGAUCACGAAUCAUCACUUCAAGUCCAAGUCGUCAAAAUUUUAUCAGCAAAUCAAGUAUUUCAAAAUUGAAUACUCAUAUCAAAGAAGAUACUUCUCUAUAUCUAAUUCAUGAAUCAAAAAGAACUUAUGAAAAAACUUGGAGAACUUGUGUCUAUACAACAAGAACUGAACGAUGUACAGAAUCACCUAGAUCAAAUGCAAGUGUCUGUAAAUUACCGUUGAUUAAAAAUAAUAAUAUGUUUAAAAUGUCUGGAGAAACUGGUGAUGCUGCUUCAAAAAUAAAUCGAAAAAAUAUUCAAUGUACUUUUACUCCUCAGUAUAAUUUGCGAGGACGUGAUUUCUAUCCGAAUUUCCGGCAAAAACUUCAAGUGAAAGACAAAUCAGACGACAAUCGAUUAUCAUAUCUGCCGCAGAUAGCACAGAAGCCAGUUCCAGAACGACGUCAAGCGGCGCCAACGAUCUCAGCACCACAGCAAAAUGCUGUGACUGAAGGCGGCAAACGUAAAACAAGAUUACCAACAAUUACAGAAACCCGAGUUACACUUCCACAUACCAGGUCAUCUAAUAUAAAGAGUCCAGCUAAAAAAAUAGCCAAACAUGAAACAACAACGAAAUCACUUGGGAAAAUUUUACCAGCUAAAAAAACAGCACCCGCAAGACGUCUACGGGGUAAAGGAGUUUAAAAUUGUUAUUUCCAUAUCCUAAAUUUAUUGUAUUUUAAUAUUUAUAAUAAUUAAAAUUAGCUGAAGACU
Molecule: messenger RNA, 1960 nt
Organism: Microplitis demolitor
Lineage: Eukaryota; Metazoa; Arthropoda; Insecta; Hymenoptera; Braconidae
Product: MAPK/MAK/MRK overlapping kinase
Exons: 8
Coding region: 149-1891 (580 amino acids)
Biological process (GO): protein phosphorylation; intracellular signal transduction
Cellular component (GO): nucleus; cytoplasm
Molecular function (GO): ATP binding; protein serine/threonine kinase activity
Source: RefSeq, a predicted model, not a curated record